UCGCAUAGAUUAUGCAAUUUUGAGUUGACUAUGACCACUUCUUCUUCUUCUUAAUUUCUGUCGUAAUUUGUUGCAGAGCUCGUAAGAUUUCAACCCUUGUGCUUCUACAAUGCAGUCUUGGCGGUUUUGCAUUUCUUUGUGCCUGUUUCUCUUUGCUAGUAUUUGCAAAAAUCAUGCCUUUUCCAAAUCCGAAACUGAUGAUGACUCAUAUUCCAAAUAUUGUUCUGCCAUAAUUCCUCGUUACAACAUCACUGCUCGCAGCAGCGACGACUCUCUACCUUCCCUUUCCACAACCUACUUCAUCGGCGGCGGCAGCCUUCUACGGAUAGAUCCACACCAUAAUAGCUACUACGCUGAUAAGAAUCUCAGGCUUCGACUUCAACCGGAUUUCUAUCGAACUACCUCCGCCGGCGUCUACAAGGUCCAAGGCUUCCUAUACAUUCAAUCUCCAUACAACUACGAUGAUGUUACUACCAAUUAUAGCGACGGCCGAUACAGUCGCCGUAGAAAUCGAGCAAGCGGAUCGAUCAAGUUUCCGAUGAACGGAUUCUGGUCGGAGAAAUCGAGGAAGCUCUGUAUGAUUGGAUCCACUUGGUGGAGAGGCAUCGACCGUGACGCUGUUCUGAAGCUCAAGUUUGCGGACGACGAGAAUCCGACGAUAUAUACGAGUGUCGUGAGCGGGAGUUUGGAGAGCAGAGCUUCUGCAAAUGAUCCGUCCUACUUCGACCCCAUUCUGAUUUUCGAUUUUCUAGAAGUUUCCAACUACAAAUACUCGUUGGUUACGGAGGAAGUCGGAAGAGUGUUUCCCAGCCGAAAAGAUGAGUCGCUGAGUCUCGACGAUACUGAGUUCUGCUCGGUGGUGAUGAGGCGUCUCAAAUGUCUGGAGUUGGAGUAUGCAAAGGACUGCGCGGGGCCUCAGCCUCACCAUUGUUCGCCACUCGGUGAUGGUGAUGGAUUCUUGCCUCGCGCUCUCUUUCUCACUUCAAUUCAGUGUCUCGAAGGAUCCAAAAAGGCGAGGUUCAUGGCCACGUUUCUAAAUCGUUUGGGUGGUUUUUAUGAUAACUUUGUUCUCGGCUUGACGGUGAUCGGGGAGGCGUCGUGGGAUGAUGAGAGCAACAGAUUGAUCGGCGUGGCGUGUGGAAUCUUGAAUCCUUCUUAUGAAUUGGGAAAUGUUGUGGGGAAUUGCACAACCAGGUUGAUUCUCAGGUUCCCUUCUUUCCUCACUAUGAGAAAUGAUGCCAAAAUCGCUGGACAGAUAUGGAGCUCCAAAGGCUACUUCAAACAGAUUAAUCUCACCACUAGCCAUCAAAAUCACGUCGAGGCUUUACCGGAGCAGAGAUAUGAAUACACAGAGUUGGAUAAAGCAAGAAAGUCUUGCACCAAAAAGGCAGCCAAGAAGGGGGAUUUGUUUCCUGAUGGGCAGUCCCCAGAUAUGAGAUUUGAUAUGAUCAUCAAAAACGGCAAAGGCCAAGAAUUGGCAUGGGCAUCUGCUACACCCCUUUGGGUUGGAAAUGAUUCAUACCAAGGUGGCGAAGGCGGCGAUGUGCUUAUUGCAGCACAACCCGUUGAAACGGUGCCUUAUACGGUUGCUCAAUCUGCUGCGGUUCUUGAACCUGUUCAGAAACUGGUCUCCACCACUUCUUCAACUACAAAGAUAAGCUACAAAAUAAGAAUCAACCGUAACUACAAAGCUGAACUACAAAGCUCCAGCAAUAAUAUCAUAUCACCCAUUCUUAAUUGGCCGGUGAGUCUUGAUGAUGGAGUGGAGAUCACAGCUGAAGGAGUGUAUGAUGCUGCAAAUGGGCACCUCUGCAUGAUGGGGUGCAGAAGGCUUGUUCAGAAUUCAACAUACUCUUUCAAAGACUGCGACAUUGUGGUUGAAUUCAACUUGCCUCCGUUGAAUAGGGAGAGAGGAAGUCUUACAAAGGGGGUCAUUAGAAGCACGCGACUAAAAGAGGAUCCGCUUCACUUUGAUGAUCUCAUACUCCACUCCUAUGCUUACUAUCGCGGAGAAGCUGAGCGAUCCAUAUGGAGAAUGGACUUGGAGAUCGCGAUGGUGUUGAUAUCCAACACGCUCACGUGCAUCUUCGUGGCUCUGCAAAUCUUCCAUGUCAAGAGGAACCCUGAGGUACCCUCUUCUGUCUCACUAGGCAUGCUUGUAGUACUCUCUAUAGGGCACAUGAUUCCGCUCGUCUUGAACUUUGAGGCCGUGUUUUUGGGAGACCGCAAUAAGAGAACACUGGAAUUUGGUAGUGGCGGAAGGCUUGAAGCUAAUGAAGUUGCAGUCAGGGUGAUCACAAUGGUAGCACUGCUGCUGCAACUGCGCCUUUUCCAAUUAAUUUGGACCGCGAAACAGAGUAAGGAAAUCCCGUGGAGCGAAGAGAAGAAGGCCGGUUUUGUUUCCUUGAUGUUGUACGUUAUAGGUGCAUUGCUCACUUUACUUCUGAAUAGGAUGAGGCAGACAUAUGCUGUUUGGGGCGUUUUAUGGUCUUAUGCUGGUCUGAUUCUUGACGGCUUCCUUGUUCCACAAAUCCUGCUCAAUGUGUUGAGGGGUUCAGCAGAGAAGGCCUUGUCUCAUCCAUUCUACGUUGGGACAAGCGCGGUUCGACUAGUGCCCCAUGCUUAUAACCAGUACAGGGCUCACAACUACCCCAAGUAUGAUCUGAAUGCAACAUACUACUAUGCCAAUCCUGCUGCAGAUAUGUACUCCACUGCUUGGGACAUCAUAAUCCCUUGUGGGGUUAUCUUGUUGGCUGUGAUUGUGUUUGUGCAGCAGCGGCAUGGUGGUCGCUGCAUCCUUCCUAGAAGAUUGAGGGCUUUGGAGAUGCAUGAAAAUGUGCCUAUAACUGAUAAUCACUACAGAGUACUUUGUUGAACAUUAUAUGCUCAUUUGAAGGAGAUAUUUGUAUUUCUUUCUUUCCCUAGUAAUUUUUAUUUUCGGAAUCA
Messenger RNA from Salvia miltiorrhiza (redroot sage), 2946 nucleotides. RefSeq lists its product as uncharacterized. The coding region runs from base 110 to 2875 and encodes 921 amino acids. Gene Ontology annotation, cellular component: intracellular membrane-bounded organelle. The record is from RefSeq and is a predicted model, not a curated record. The transcript has 2 exons. Lineage: Eukaryota; Viridiplantae; Streptophyta; Magnoliopsida; Lamiales; Lamiaceae.